AUGUCUGCAUCACAGCCUCAAGACCAGCCGGAGGCGAGCAGCUCAUCCAGCGCCCAAUCCAUAUCAGAACUUCUCCUAAUCACACACAGAAUCACAACAACCGGCGGUAAAACCUGUGCCCAGUGCAAGAAGCUAGAAGAAGACCCCGAAGACAAACCACUCAAGGCCUGCACCACCUGCAAAUCGGUCUACUACUGCUCACGAGAGUGCACAAAAGCACACUACAAAGUCCACAAGAAGGAAUGUGCAAAGCUGGCCCAGGAGUAUUCCAAGACUGCUGUCUUCAAGCCUGCCGUGAGAAGUUCGGCACCCAAGGAGGGUCACAAGGGUGGUUUGCAGAAGUGGCAGUUUGACACUUAA
Molecule: messenger RNA, 360 nt
Organism: Aureobasidium vineae
Lineage: Eukaryota; Fungi; Ascomycota; Dothideomycetes; Dothideales; Saccotheciaceae
Source: the annotation of a GenBank genome assembly